AGUCUACGUAACGGAUGGCAGAGGCUACGUGAAGAGUGGGGCGGCGUGACUGAGCUACCGGGUAUUGCUGUGUCCUAGAGGCAUCAGGGGCACUAAAACCGCGGUGACCGCGCCGGCGGCGGCCAGGCCGAGAGGCCCGUGGGGUAGAGGUGGCAGACGCAGGAGCUCCGAGCCGGUUUCUAGCCCCCGGUACAGGUGCCAUGAAAGUCUUCCCUGCUUUCUGUGUUGUCCUUUUGGUGUUUGGAAGUGUCUCUGAAGCUAAGUUUGAUGAUUUUGAGGAUGAGGAAGACAUAGUAGAAUAUGAUGAUAAUGAUUUUGCUGAAUUUGAAGAUGUCACAGAAGAUUCUGUUACUGAAUCUCCUCAACGGGUGAUUACCACUGAAGAUGAUGAAGACGAGACCACUGUAGAGUUAGAAGGGCAGGAUGAAAACCAAGAAGGAGAUUUUGAAGAUGCAGAUACCCAGGAGGGAGAUACCGAGGGUGAGCCAUAUGAUGAUGAAGAAUUUGAAGGUUAUGAAGACAAACCAGAUACUUCUUCUAGCAAAAAUAAAGACCCAAUAACAAUUGUUGAUGUUCCUGCACACCUCCAAAACAGUUGGGAGAGUUAUUAUUUAGAAAUUUUGAUGGUGACUGGUCUGCUCGCCUACAUCAUGAACUAUAUCAUUGGGAAGAAUAAAAACAGUCGCCUUGCUCAGGCCUGGUUUAACUCUCAUAGAGAGCUUUUGGAGAGUAACUUUACCUUAGUAGGGGAUGAUGGAACAAACAAAGAAGCCACAAGUACAGGAAAGCUGAACCAGGAGAAUGAGCAUAUCUACAACCUGUGGUGUUCUGGUCGAGUGUGCUGUGAGGGGAUGCUUAUCCAGCUCAGGUUCCUCAAGAGACAGGACUUACUGAACGUCCUGGCCCGUAUGAUGAGGCCAGCAAGUGAUCAAGUGCAAAUAAAAGUAACCAUGAAUGAUGAAGACAUGGAUACCUAUGUGUUUGCUAUUGGUACUCGGAAAGCCCUGGUACGACUGCAGAAAGAGAUGCAGGAUCUGAGUGAGUUUUGUAGUGACAAACCUAAGUCUGGAGCAAAGUAUGGACUGCCAGACUCCUUGGCCAUCCUGUCAGAGAUGGGAGAAGUCACAGAGGGAAUGAUGGAUACAAAGAUGGUCCACUUUCUUACACACUACGCUGACAAGAUUGAAUCCGUUCAUUUUUCAGACCAGUUCUCGGGUCCAAAAAUUAUGCAAGAGGAAGGUCAGCCUUUAAAGCUACCUGAAACUAAGAGGACACUACUGUUUACAUUUAAUGUGCCUGGUUCAGGUAACACUUACCCAAAGGAUAUGGAAGCUUUGCUACCCCUGAUGAACAUGGUGAUUUACUCUAUUGACAAAGCCAAAAAGUUCCGACUCAACAGAGAAGGCAAACAAAAAGCAGAUAAGAACCGAGCUAGAGUGGAAGAGAAAUUCUUGAAGCUGACGCAUGUGCAAAGACAGGAAGCUGCACAGUCUCGGCGUGAGGAGAAGAAAAGAGCAGAGAAGGAGCGGAUCAUGAAUGAGGAAGAUCCUGAGAAACAGCGCAGGCUCGAGGAAGCUGCCUUGAGACGUGAGCAAAAGAAAUUGGAAAAGAAGCAAAUGAAAAUGAAACAAAUCAAGGUGAAAGCCAUGUAAAGUCAUCCCAGAGAUCUGAGUCCUGAUGCCAUCUAUAAGCUUUGAAUUCACAGGAAACGUAAAAAAUACCAGUCCAUUUCUCAUCUGCAAGUUCAAACACUCCGAGUGACUGAGAAAUCCUUAUUUCAUCAUCUGUUCUGUUUUUGGUUUGGAGUUUUACAGAAGUUAGAAAUACAUUGGAAGGACUCUGUUUCAGUAAUUUUCUUCCAGAUAAUCACAUUAUUUUGAUUAUUUUACAAAAGGAAUGAUAUAUGAACUCCGUAGUUUUAAAAUUCUUUUAAAAUUAUAACAUGAAUCAUCAGUGCUUUUAGUGCUAUUAUAUUUGAAGAAAUAUCAUGACUUUAUAGAUAAAUAAUUAGAUUGUUGCUUUUUGUUUAAACUAGGCAGUUGAAAUGGCUAUAAAGAAUGACCCUAAACCAAGAGUCCACAAAUAACAAUAAACAUUGCUUGUUUUCUUCUGUGUCUACAUCAAACUUGUAAAAAAAUAAAACUUAGAACACUAUCUGUGGUGUUGAAAUUUCAGGGACUCAAAACAGUGUAGUUCACUAUGUUUUGUAGGUGGAGGGUGCUGAUGACAGUAUUAUAGGAUAUCUGUAGAUUUUAGGGCACUGACAUGUACUGGGAAAUUCUACAGAUAGGUAGUACAGGAGCACAGUUUUCUCCUUACCUGAUACCAUAAGCUAAUGACAUUGUGAAUGCUGUAUUUAAGUGGUUGUAGGUUUUCUUGAGUUAAAUGCAUGAAAAGUGACCUGCUUCACCUAGAGCAGAUCAGUGGUCUACGUGAAGUCGCAGAUGUUUUCCUUGUGGGUUGCCUCACCCUACUGGAUGUUCAUGGAGGAGUUCUCUUCUCUGUGUUGUGGCUGUGUCCCUUUGCUUCUCCUGCUUUUAGCUCUUCCACAGCUGAGGCUGGGUAUAUUCUUUCAGAGAAAUAGCCAUGAAUAUGCAUAAAUACACUUUUAAAAAUGAGCUUUCCUAAACGAUUGAGAGUUCUUUCUGCCUCUUGAGCAUGGAUGGGGAACCUUUUUUCUGCCAAGGGCUAUUUGGAUAUUUAUAACAUCAUUCUCGGGCCAUACAAAAUUAUCAACUUAAAAAUUAUCAUGCUGCCCUAGCCGGUUUGGCUCAGUUGAUAGAGCAUCGGCCCGAGGACUGAAAGGUCCCAGGUUCGAUUUCAGUCAGGGACACGUGCCCGAGUUGCGGGCUCGAUUCCCAGUAGGGGGUGUGUGCAGGAGGCAGCUGAUCAAUGAUUCUCUCUCAUCAUUGAUGUUUCUAUCCCUCUCCCUAAAAUCAAUAAAAAUAUAUUUUAAAAUUAUCAUGCUAUAUUUGGUCAAGCAUUUAAUUAACUCAUCCCUAAUGCCUGGCAGGGCCAGACCAAAUGAUUUCAUGGGCCUUAUACGACCCUCGGGCCAGACGAUCCCCACCCCUGCUCUUGAGAAAGGAACUCUUGGGGGAGAGGCCCAUUCAUCUGCACGAGCAUUUAGCUUGUUCAGAUUUCUGCAUUUUAUAAAUGCUUCCUAGUAAGAAAGCAUUUUUUUUAAGUCACUGCUUUACCAGGUAAUUUUUGCUGGAGAUGGGAAAGGGUUGGGUUUUUUGGUGGGAGCGGGGUGGGCGGGUAUUUUUUUGCUGAUGCUUUAUGUGCAGGUGUGUUCUGAGGCAAUAAUAAGUUGCUGUGGAAACAGAAUGUGCUGCUGCCUUUGAAACUGCAUGGAAACUUUCCACAUGGGUUUUUCUCUUAGUUAAUGCAGAAGUGCGUCAGCUGGGAGAUGCAAAUGUAAUUUUUUUAAACAGUUUGUGAAAUUAAGUUAUUAAAAUAAAAAUAACAAAACAAUACUAUAUAAUUCUAGAAUUAGCCUUGUUUUACAAACCUUUAAAAUACAUUUUAGAAAUCAAAAUUGAUAUGCUUAGCUAUCUUUAAUAAAAGCUUUCUUAAAGUCCCACACAUUUGGGCCAUGGCAGCUAAUUUUGUAAUUUAAGCAUUCAUAUGAAUGGUAACCUAUGGACAUAUAUUAAACUCAUUGACAAAAA
This is a messenger RNA of Eptesicus fuscus (big brown bat), 3674 nucleotides long. It is a transcript of the gene CCDC47, whose product is annotated as coiled-coil domain containing 47. The transcript has 13 exons. Gene Ontology annotation, molecular function: calcium ion binding. Gene Ontology annotation, biological process: endoplasmic reticulum calcium ion homeostasis. Gene Ontology annotation, cellular component: endoplasmic reticulum. NCBI's taxonomy places the organism in Eukaryota, Metazoa, Chordata, Mammalia, Chiroptera, Vespertilionidae. Bases 201 to 1652 code for a protein of 483 amino acids. The record is from RefSeq and is a predicted model, not a curated record.